Aethina tumida (small hive beetle) is the source of this 1995-nucleotide messenger RNA. RefSeq names its product runt-related transcription factor 3. Gene Ontology annotation, molecular function: RNA polymerase II cis-regulatory region sequence-specific DNA binding; ATP binding; DNA-binding transcription factor activity, RNA polymerase II-specific. Gene Ontology annotation, biological process: regulation of DNA-templated transcription. The record is from RefSeq and is a predicted model, not a curated record. The transcript has 4 exons. NCBI's taxonomy places the organism in Eukaryota, Metazoa, Arthropoda, Insecta, Coleoptera, Nitidulidae. Bases 388 to 1896 code for a protein of 502 amino acids. Gene Ontology annotation, cellular component: nucleus.
GCAGCCUUAAAAAAAUCGCCGAGCCGGCGAACCGAAAAAGACAACCUGCUGCAUCGGCUGCGCGCUGCAAAGAGAUACACCGGCCCGUAACAAUUAGAAAAACAAAUCACCGAACAGAAAAAGACGGGAAACACGCGCACUUUCCUCUGUUUUCGGUCAGCCGCAGCUUCUGAUUUUUCAUCACACAUUCACGCGCGUGUUCCCUCCUGAAAAACACCGAAAAAUCCGCUCGCACUGCACGUGAAACGAACUCAUCAGCGGACGCUGCGAUGUGGACGGCGUUGUCCGCCCAUUGACAUGUCCAUGUCGAUUGUCAAUCAAUUAGCAAUUAAGAACGGAUACCGCAGCCGAAGAGAAGGGAAAAUUGAACGUUCGAGUUGACGAAAGAUGCAUCUGGCCAGCGAGGUAUCGUCGACAACUGGACAUUACGAGCGCAACUAUGAGAACCUGACCGCCGAAAUGCUAGCCGAAAGGACCAUCGACGGUCUCCUCGCGGAACACCCGGGCGAAUUGGUACGCACGGGGAGUCCGCACGUGGUGUGCACGGUACUGCCGCCGCACUGGCGCAGCAACAAGACGUUGCCGGUCGCCUUCAAGGUGGUUGCGUUGGGCGACGUCGGCGACGGCACCGUGGUGACGGUGCGGGCCGGCAACGACGAGAAUUACUGCGCGGAAUUGCGGAACUGCACCGCGGUGAUGAAGAACCAGGUCGCCAAAUUCAACGAUCUGCGGUUCGUCGGGAGGAGUGGCAGAGGCAAGAGUUUCAGUCUGACGAUAAUAGUGUCGACUUCGCCUCCGCAGAUCGCGACAUACAACAAAGCCAUAAAAGUGACGGUGGACGGACCAAGGGAGCCAAGGUCGAAGACCAGACAACAGGGAUUCCAUCAUUUCCCGUUCGGACCGCGACCCUUCGCCCCCGAUCCGCUUUCCGGCAGUCUUCCAUUCAAACUGAGCGGAAUAGCCCAUCACUUGGCAGGUUUACCAGGUCCGCCGCCCGAAUGGGCAGUUCUUGGAGGCAGACAUCCAUAUCCGCACGGACCGUUCGUGCCCCAUCACCACCCCCAUUUCCCGCACCACAUGUUCGCAGCGUUGGACCGUCCAAUCAAUACCUCCCCCAGAAUAGCGAACGAACCAAGUUCGACCUCGCUAGGACCAAUAUCAAUUAAUUGCAGCAGCGCCCAUUCGACAACCUCGCCCAAACACUCACCCACGCAGGUCGGUCUGUUGACGACGGCAGGUGCACCCCAAUCGCCCCAAGACGACGACAUAUCCGUGACGGCAUCCCCGACACCGUCACCACAGGCGCCUCCUGCCUUCCCGGGAGUACCGCCGCCUCCCAACCAGUUGUUCAACAACGCUUUGGCGGCCAGUUUGUUUCUUAACGCGCCCCUUCUGCCCACUCCCAAUCAGUGGUUUUAUUCGCAGUUGUACCCGCACGAUUGGAGUUGGAUGCACUUCAGGAACCAAAAUUUGUUGCCCAAAGUUGGUAGUAGGGAGGAAAGUGUUCAGAAUCCGGAUUCCAGCAGUGAGAAGCUGGACGUGAUGGAUGUCGAAGAAGAGAACGAGUCUUCGGCUAAGAACGAUGACGAUACGAAGGAUAUCAAACUGACAGAUAUUGCCAAAGCAGAAGACGGAUAUUUUAAAACAGAGAGUAAAAGUAACGAUGGUUACUCGGAAGCAGAAAAAUACGAGAAGACCGAGAAUAAUAACUCUGAAGUUGGCAAAGUCGAGAAUAAUAACAGGAAAAACGAAGGUAUUAAUUUGAGUUUGAAGGUUAGAAAGGCUGCUAUUACUUUAGUAAGGCAAAAAGAUGAAGUGUCGUCCAGUAACAAAGAUGGUUUCAAAAUUUCGAGGACCAGCUCGAACAGAAACUCAGACGUAUGGAGACCUUAUUAAGAAAACACAUAUAAUUUUUUAUGGAGCUUUUUUUAUACUGCAUUAAUAGAAUUGUGUCUACUUUUCAAUGUCAUUACGUUCGGAAUAAAUAUACAUGUA